AUGGGGAAGAAUACUGACUUCAAUCCUAAUGUAUUAUUAGAAAUAUUUGUUUAUUUUGGUACUUUGCAUUUCUUUGCGUAUCAUUACAACGUUGCAGACUCAAGACUUGCACAGCAUGUUGAGAAAGGUAAUGAGGAUGGCCUUUUCGUAAGCUGUGUAGCAUCAGCAGCUAAUCUCUGGGCCCUCAUCAUGGAUGCUGGGACUGGUUUCAGUUCUCAAGUUUAUGAACUGUCCUCGGUCUUCCUGCACAAGGACUGGAUUAUAGAACAAUGGGAAAAGAACUACUAUAUCAGUUCCAUAGCUGGUGCAAAUAAUGGGAGCUCGUUGGUUGUUAUGGCUAAAGGAACUCCUUAUACCCAGCAAUCAUACAAAGUCAGCAACUCAUUUCCAUUCAAGUGGAUAAAUAAAAAGUGGAAAGAAGGUUUUCAUGUAACAUCCAUGACCACCGCUGGGAGUCGUUGGGAAGUAGUAAUGUCCAGGAACUCAGGCUACUCUGAACAGGUGGUGGAGCUUGACUUUUUGUACCCCAGUGAAGGAAUACAUCGAAGAUGGGAAAGUGGAUACAGGAUAACAUCAAUGGCUGCAACAGCCGAUCAAACAGCUUUUAUAUUGAGUAUACCUAAACGAAAAGUAACCGAUGAAACCCAAGAGAUUCUCCGCACUUCUGCCUUCCCAAGUACCCAUGUCAAGGGGCAAAAAAUCUGUACAUUGCAUCAAUAUGCUAUGGUCGGACAGUUUGCUGAGGAAACAUGUAUGGUGUUUCAACCUCUCUCACUCUCGCUCUAGGGUUUCAGGGAUGAUCUUUCUCUAGAAGCCUGACAAGGUGUAGCUUCGGUUUCAGUACAAUCCAAAGGUAAACCUUAACCAGGAGCCAACCUAUGUGACUGUGUAAUGAAAUGAAAUUUGUCUCUAUGUAUGUAGUAAGUACAAGAUAAAAAGAAAAAAAAAUGGAGUAGAAGAGAAGCAUCAUUAUUACUAGAAUUGAUCAAGAGCUGGAAAAAGUCAUGCAGUUUCUGGCUUAUUUGGCUUUGUACCUGAUUUGAGUACAGAAUCAGGAGGAAGCAACAUGUUUGUUAUAAAUUAUAAUGAACGUAUAAUUCUAAGAAGUAAGGCUUUCAUCUU
Messenger RNA from Arabidopsis lyrata subsp. lyrata, 1122 nucleotides. RefSeq names its product casein kinase 1-like protein HD16. Lineage: Eukaryota; Viridiplantae; Streptophyta; Magnoliopsida; Brassicales; Brassicaceae. The coding region runs from base 1 to 786 and encodes 261 amino acids. The record is from RefSeq and is a predicted model, not a curated record. The transcript has 6 exons.